Messenger RNA from Sebastes umbrosus (honeycomb rockfish), 2212 nucleotides. It is a transcript of the gene lurap1, whose product is annotated as leucine rich adaptor protein 1. The record is from RefSeq and is a predicted model, not a curated record. Gene Ontology annotation, biological process: positive regulation of canonical NF-kappaB signal transduction; positive regulation of cytokine production. Lineage: Eukaryota; Metazoa; Chordata; Actinopteri; Perciformes; Sebastidae. Bases 340 to 1437 code for a protein of 365 amino acids. The transcript is spliced from 2 exons.
ACCAAACCAAACAAGACAACAAGGGGAAAUUAACAGAAAAUUUUAAUUUUUUCCUGCUUCACUUGAUGAUCAGUUUGUUUUAGAUAUCAUCAGUUUGACAUCAGAUGACAGGGAUUUUUUUAUUCUAAAGGGAAUAAUAAGCACACAUUGUUGUGUUGAUGCUGUCAGGUUGUUGUUUUUCCUCUCUUGGCGCAGUCUAACUCAGCUGGAGUCGCAUAGGGAUGCCAUACAAUCCUAUAGGAAGCGACUCUCGCAGUUUUGACAGGCAACAAUUUACCAAGAAAUCUAAAAAGGACGUAAUCUGGAGGAUCUUUUCGCUUUAUUAAACACGCGACCGCGAUGGAUGAAGUCACUGUCAGCGAGAGCAUCCCAGAUCUGAAAGACAUAGAGGUGAAGAUCGGACGGAAGACCCCCGAGGGUUUGCUCAGGUGGAUGCGGGAAGAGGCGUCUUCUCUCCGGGGAGACGCCAAGCUGACCACCGCUCAGGCUCAGCACGACACCAGCAAGGAGACUGGGAGGAAGAGUUUGGAUGAAAAGAUCAGGAAACUGAAGAUGGAGAUGGCUCACUUGCGCUCAGUGGACGUGAAGCUCUUGCAGCAGUUGCUGGCGGUCCAUGAAGGCAUCGAGGCAGUGAAAUGGCUGCUGGAGGAGCGCAGCACGCUGACGAGCCGCUGCAGCAGCUUGACCAGCAGCCAGUACAGCCUGGGCGAGGGCCCCGACACCUCCUGGAGAGGCUCCUGGAGCAGCCUGCAGGACCCCAAUGAGAAGCUGGAUAACAUCUCCAUCGGCAGCUACCUGGACACCCUGGCGGAUGACAUGGACGAGUACUGCCCCUCCAGUUCGGAGUCGGUCAUCUGCUCCAACGCGCCGCUGGUCUCAGAGGCUACUGCUGGGGGCCGGACAGGGGGAGGCCCCGGGGUCGCGGUCACAGCAGCUGGAGUAGGAGCUGGGGUGGGGGUGAGGCCUGGAAGUGGGAUUCUGGCUGGGCCAAAUGAAAAUGGAUCUGGGGUUGGAAAUGGGAUGGAGGUGAAAGGUGGACCAGGGACUGCUGUUAUCAGUGCUAUCACUGGGAUUGCUGGGACUGAAGCUGGGAAACCAGCUGUUCCUCUCCAAGCCAAGUCUGAGAGCCCCAAGCAGGACGCUCCGGUCUGGACGAAGGCUUCAGAGACGGUUAAAGGAAGCUCCGUUACCAAGGACAACACCCAGACACAAGCUGUUAAGGCUAAUGGCGUCCUGGAGAAACCAGUCACGCAAACAGGCAGCCCAACCCGCCUCCGCCUCAACGAGAAACUGGGAACCGGCCAGAGCCCCAAACUCAAACCUUACAAAAACGGAAAGAUCGACUUGGAUACUUGCAAAAUGAACGGCAAAAUGCAUCUGGAGUACGACGCGCACUGGCGGUGGGUGCAGUCGCAAGAAGAUGUGACGUUUUUGUAAGGAGGAUAAUAACAGAGGGGACUAAAGCCACUAUUGACCACUCCCUCUGUAACAUCAAAGACCAGAUCACUGAAGGACAGAAGAAGAAGAGUGAACUGCUGUUAUGAAAUUCACAUAGCGAGGCUCUCCUUGUUGAAAGACACUGGGUUUGAAAGACAAAGAAUAACUUCUUUUUGUCCUGUUGUUCCUUCCUGUGACUGCACUAACUUUCUAUAAAACAUUGAUGUCAGUAUUAAGGUGGAUGCACAUUUCAGGAUUUUGACUAGCCAAACUGGGCUGCUUGCCUCACACAAACAUAGGAAAAUCAAUUUUAAAAUCCUGCGUCAUAGUUUUUCUCAGGUUCUUUCUUUCUAUUCCCUGAUUUCUUUUCUUUUCUUUUCCAAAGCACAGUGAGAUGAUCUGCCGGAGAGCUGAAACAUGAUUUUAGAUUGCUUGACAAAGUACAUCAACCAAUGUAAAUUAGAAGAUUUUAAUUAUAUUUUGAUCUUCUCAUCCAGAAAAAUAAUACCCAUGAGCUACAAUUUUUUUACUCUCAAUCUAAAAUCUAAUUAAAACCCAGGGGCACAACAAAGAUUUCUAACCCCCUUAAAGAAUAUUGCUCUGGGAUCUUCUUAAUUACUUCAUACGCCCUGUGGUGGACCUGAUAGAGAUGAUUGUACUGCUUUUAAAGGGAUAGUUUGGGUAUUUUGAAGUGGGGAUGUAUGAGGUAGUCCAUCCAUUAGCAUAUUUAUAUUAUAUAUAUAUUUAUAUUAUAUAUAUAUAUAUAUAUAUAUAU